This is a messenger RNA of Dothidotthia symphoricarpi CBS 119687, 2200 nucleotides long. RefSeq names its product phenylalanyl-tRNA synthetase mitochondrial precursor. Gene Ontology annotation, molecular function: ATP binding; phenylalanine-tRNA ligase activity; tRNA binding. Gene Ontology annotation, biological process: phenylalanyl-tRNA aminoacylation. Gene Ontology annotation, cellular component: mitochondrion; cytoplasm. Lineage: Eukaryota; Fungi; Ascomycota; Dothideomycetes; Pleosporales; Dothidotthiaceae. The record is from RefSeq and is a predicted model, not a curated record. The transcript has a single exon. The coding region runs from base 374 to 1711 and encodes 445 amino acids.
AUAUCAUCGACAAAGAUGCGGAUACAACCUGUCUCUGCGGUCUUGUGCCGUCAGCUCAGUCGAAAUGCAUUGUGGCGGAUACAGAAGCCGUGUCUAUCGUCUUGGCUGCGGCCGAAUACCGCAAGGUUCAGCUCUUCUGGUGAGUCGACGUCACGUGGUAUUUCUUCUGCCACCAACCGCAAGACGAUUUGUUAUUUUGCAUCUAGUUAUCUGGCUCUUACAUCGCGUUGAUUUAUCUUUGCACUUCCAGUUGUUCCCGGCAAUUUCAAUCGAGUGCUGGGACAAUGCUUAGUGACCAUCAUCUUAACACCAACCAGAAGCAUCGUCAGAUGAAAUCAAAAUAGAGGGGAAUACCUACAAAACCGACGAAUGGAUGAACACGCCCUCGUCAAUUCUUGCUGCAAUUCCUCGGCGUCUGCAUGUACAACCAGACCACCCUUUGACGAUAACCCGCAAAUUGAUCGAAUCACGCUUCCCCGGUUACAAGGCACACAACACCCUCUUCCCAAUAGUCACGACUGGCCAGAACUUCGACUCGUUAGGCUUCCCGCUGGACCAUGUCGGCCGGAGUAAAACAGAUACGUACUACCUGAACAAAGACACCGUACUCAGGACACACACAUCAGCACAUCAAGCUGACACAUUCCGCAAAAACGAGAGUGAAGGCUACCUCAUAAGUGCAGAUGUGUACCGACGAGACGCUAUCGACCGGAGUCAUUACCCUGUCUUCCAUCAGAUGGAAGGAGCGCGAACAUGGGACAGACAGCAGGCCGAAAAAGAAGGCAAAACGCUCGCCCAAAUCAUAUGGGACGAUGUAUCUAAGAUCCCCAAACACGAUGUUACAGUCGAAGAUCUAAAUCCAACGAUUCACGCUGAGCGCAAUCCGCUACAGACAACCCACUCUUCGGAAGAGGUUGAGGCUAUCGCCGCCCACUUGAAACGCAGUCUCGAAGACAUGGUCGUCACUAUAUUCAACGCCGCUAAGAGCGCAGCCGACGCAUCUGCGACAACUUCAACACCCGAUGAACCCCUGAAAGUCCGUUGGGUAGAAGCCUACUUCCCCUUCACAUCGCCGAGUUGGGAACUUGAAGUCUUCUGGCAAGGCGAUUGGCUCGAGGUGCUCGGUUGCGGUGUUGUUUCUCAACCAAUUCUCAACAAUGCAUCAAUGCCCCACAGGGUUGGUUGGGCGUUUGGUAUCGGUCUCGAGCGCAUCGCCAUGUUGCUGUACUCGAUACCCGACAUCCGCCUGUUUUGGUCGAAGGAUGCACGCUUCCUCUCUCAAUUCAGCGAACAAAAGCCGAUCCGACGAUUCGUUCCGUUCAGCAAGUACCCCGCAUGUUUCAAGGAUGUGAGCUUCUGGUUGCGAAGUAGCUCAAGCGCUGCAGGGGGUGCCGCAGCUACCCAUCCACCGGCAUCUUCGACGAUACCGGGAGCAGUACAAACGCAAAACCAGGUCCCACCAGCGGCUCCUACUCCUCCCGCUUUCCACGAGAACGAUGUCAUGGAGAUCGCGCGUGAAGUCUGCGGUGAUCUGGUCGAAGAUGUACGACUCACAGAUGAAUUCGAACAUCCCAAGACAAGUCGCAGGAGCAUGUGCUACCGUAUCAACUACCGCAGUCUGGAGCGUACACUCACAAAUGAAGAGACAAAUGAGAUGCACGAGCGAUUGCGAACCUUGCUUGAAGAGAGGCUGGGUGUUGAGCUGCGUUAGUUGACCAUGUGGAUGGAACCGAUGCCUCUAGGCGGGUAGCGUAGUCUGAGAUACUAAAUUCCGUUGCCCGUCCAUGUAUACCUAAGCUACACAAAGCUUUUGCAUAUGUAUCAUACAUGUACAAAAUGAUCGAUUUACUAUGUCAAGCCAGCGCAAGAGGUCCUGUUCAGUGUACACGGAGCUAAUAUGCGAUCAUUCAGGUUCAACUAUCACGCGUAUCAUUCGGUCUUGGUUGGCAGAAAGAUGAAGAAUUGUUCGACUGCAGGUGUUCGCCUUUGAUCCCCUCUUCAACUACCGAUACGCUAGUAAACUGUUGAGUCUCAGAUCUGUGAACGGACCAACUUUCGCUCACUUCUACACGGGCGCCGGUAUGUCGAUAACUUAAUUCGCAAAGCCUUCUACGGUAUACGCACACUACCCAAGCUUUUGAUUUGCUCCUAUCCACCACACAACUUUCGCUACCAGAAUCUAUGGAUUAAGGAUCGAAUA